Messenger RNA from Argentina anserina (silverweed cinquefoil), 12479 nucleotides. RefSeq lists its product as uncharacterized. NCBI's taxonomy places the organism in Eukaryota, Viridiplantae, Streptophyta, Magnoliopsida, Rosales, Rosaceae. Gene Ontology annotation, biological process: protein phosphorylation; nuclear-transcribed mRNA catabolic process, nonsense-mediated decay. The coding region runs from base 80 to 11407 and encodes 3775 amino acids. The record is from RefSeq and is a predicted model, not a curated record. The transcript has 16 exons. Gene Ontology annotation, molecular function: protein serine/threonine kinase activity; protein binding. Gene Ontology annotation, cellular component: nucleus.
UCAGAAACACCAGAAAUCACUUUCAGUAAAGCCCAGAGGGAAGAGAGAGAAUGAGAGAUGCUAAAGCAAGCAGAGAGUGAUGCAAGGCCUCCACCACCAGCAGCAGCAGCUUGCGGCGCUUCUCUCCGCCGCGCUCCCCAAGGACGACUCCUCUUCCGCUUCAAAACCUGACGACGAUGACUCUGCUCGACUCGCCGCCGUCAACUCCCUCCACCGCGCCGUUCUCUACCCUCCGAACUCCCUCCUCGUUACUCACUCCGCCUCUUUCCUCGCCCAGGGCUUCUCUCAGCUCCUCUCCGAUAAAUGUUAUGGGGUGAGACAAGAGGCUGCGGUGGCAUAUGGUGCUCUUUGUGCUGUGGUUUGUUCUAUACCGAUAACGUCAAAUGGAAGGCAGAACCAUGUUAUGCUUGGGGGAUUGGUUGACCGGUUCAUUGGUUGGGCGCUGCCGUUGCUUAGCAAUAUCAGUGCCGGAGAUGGGACUGUGGAGUUGGCAUUGGAUGGCUUGCGGGAGUUUGUUAAUGUUGGAGACGUUGGGGGGAUUGAGAGAUAUGCUUUGUCAAUUCUUAAAGGGUGCCAGGUUCUUCUUGAGGAUGAGAGGACUUCAUUGAGUCUGUUGCAUCGCCUUCUUGGUGUUUUGGCUUUGAUAUCGUUGAAGUUUUCUAGAUACUUUCAGCCUCAUUUUCUUGACAUUGUUGAUCUGCUUCUCGGGUGGGCGUUGGUGCCGGAUCUUGCUGAAACGGAUAGACGGAUUAUAAUGGAUAGUUUCUUGCAGUUUCAGAGUCAUUGGGUUGGUAAUUUGCAGUUUUCUCUGGGAUUGCUUUCGAAGUUUGUAGGUGACAUGGAUGUUUUGAUUCAGGACGUAAGCCAUGGAACCCAACAACAAUUCCGAAGGUUGCUAGCGUUACUUUCAUGCUUUUCAACAGUAUUGCAGUCCACUGCUUCUGGUUUGCUGGAAUUGAAUCGACUUGAACAGAUUACUGAACCCCUUAACAGAAUUAUUCCUCGGUUGUUGGGGUGCUUAUCUAUGGUUGGAAGGAAAUUUGGGUGGUUGGAAUGGAUUGGGGAUUCAUGGAAGUGUUUGACUCUGCUGGCAGAAAUUUUUUGUGAAAGAUUUUCCUCCUUUUAUGCACUUGCUGUUGAUAUUCUAUUUCAAAGCUUGGAAGUGGACAAUAGGAACCAAGCAAUGGGAGCUGGAAGAAUUACCUCCUUCGAAGUUCAUGGAGUGUUAAAAACUAAUCUCCAAUUAUUAUCAUUGCAGAAAUUUGGGCUUCUUCCAAUGUCUGUGCAGAAAUUACUGCAAUUUGAUUCUCCAAUCUCUCAGUUGCGUUUGCAUCCUAAUCACUUGGUAACAGGCAGUUCGGCUGCCACUUAUAUAUUCUUGCUUCAACACGAGAAUAAUGAAGUUGUUGAACAAGCACUGACUUCAUUGACAGAGGAGCUGGAGUUAUUAAAAGGGAUGCUAGAGAAAACCCUGGGCCAGGACGAUGAGGUUCAUGCACGUUUUAUCACAUGUUCAAAACACGAAUUGUUUGCGCUAAUUAAAUUUGAUUUGAAGGUUCUGUUGUCAUGUGUUUUCUUCAGUGGGGGUAAAAAUUAUAGUUUGAUUGGCCAACCAGACAUUGCAACACUGUAUCUUAUGAGGUCAGAAACAUUGAUAAACGUUAUUAUUGAGAAAUUUAAUCCCUUUGACCUUCCUAUUCUGGAAUAUGCAGAUUUGCAAGUCAAUGUUUUGAAGACGUUUGACAGGCUAACAAUAGUUAAAUUCCUAAGUACCUGCUCUUUGUUAUAUCUGAGUAGCAGAAAAUCUUCAGUGGAUGUUACUUCUGGUAAAUUACUAGCUGGUGAGUCUUUGACGAAUGAACAUUUAGAUGUGGUUGUUGAGAAUCUGAGAAAGUACGGUCUGUUUUUUGUGAAAGCUCUUCAUGUCUCUUCGCCUCUUGCAGUAAAAGUAACUGCGCUGGAUUGGGUACAAAGAUUUUGUGAGAAUGUUAUUGCUUUUAAUGAGAAAUCAGACUCAGAAAUUCAUUUCUAUAAAGUGUAUGGUGAUGAUAGGAUUAUUGGUAAUAUGUUUUACUCAAUUUUGGAUGCUGCAUCUGAUAGGGAAACAAAAGUGAGGUCACAUGUUGCAAUAGUAUUGGAGUUGUUACUACAGGCAAGGCUUGUACAUCCUUUUUACUUCAAUUGCAUGGCUGAAGUGGUGUUGGGAAAACUCGGUGAUCCAGAGAUUGAUAUAAAAAAUACAUUUGUUAGACUUCUUGCUAUAGUUGUACCUACUACAUUGUAUGCAUGUGGUCUUCAUGAUUAUGGUACAUCUCCAUCAUCUAGGGCUGGUGCUGUUCAGGUAGGCAACAGUUCUAACCUGCAGUGGAAGCAAGUGUUUUCCUUGAAACAGCUCCCGCAGCAACUUCACUCGCAACAACUAGUGACCAUAUUGAGUUACAUAUCCCAAAGAUGGAAGGUGCCUCUUGCUUCUUGGAUCCAACGGCUUAUUCAUAGUUGUCGAAGUUCAAAAGACCUUGUUGCAGGUCAGCUCGAGGAAACAGGAAAUGUUGCUAAUGGUGUGUGGUUGGACAUCAAAGUGGAUGAUGAUUUUCUUGAAAAACAUUGCUCAGUCAAUACCCUGGCCGGUGCUUGGUGGGCUAUCCAAGAAACUGCUAGAUAUUGUAUCUCCACACGGCUUCGGACUAACCUUGGUGGGCCAACCCAGACUUUUGCAGCAUUAGAGCGAAUGCUUUUGGAUGCUGCACACCUAUUACAGUAUGAUAGUGAGCAGACUGAUGGGAACUUGAGCAUGAUAGGGUCUUCUGGUGCUCAUUUGCUACCAAUGAGGUUACUAAUUGAUUUUGUAGAGGCUCUAAAGAAAAAUGUAUACAAUGCAUAUGAGGGGUCUGCUGUUUUACCAUCUGCUGCUCGAUCAAGCUCCCUAUUUUUUCGAGCUAACAAGAAAGUAUGUGAGGAGUGGUUCUCCCGUAUAUGUGAGCCAAUGAUGAACGCUGGUUUAGCUCUACAAUGCCAUGAUGCUACGAUUCACUACUGUUCGCUGCGUUUACAGGAGCUCAGGAAUUCUGUAGCUUCAGCUUUAAAUGACAACUCUAGGGUACAAGUAACCGAGCACCUCCAUAAUAUCAAGGGUAGAUUUUCUGCAGACAUAUUGAGGAUUUUACGGCACAUGGCGUUGGCUUUCUGUAAGAAUCAUGAAUCUGAGGCUUUAAUUGGACUGGAAAAAUGGGUAUUGCUGAUGUUCUCUUCCUUUCUUGUAGAGGACAACCAGUCUUGUAACAGUAGGGUAUCUGGGCCAAUUACAUGGGUUACUGGGCUAGUAUAUCAGGCAGAAGGUAAAUAUGAAAAGGCUGCUGCUCACUUUACUCACUUGCUACAGACUGAGGAGUCACUGAGUUCCUUGGGUUCUGAUGGUGUGCAGUUUGUUAUUGCACGCAUCAUUGAGUGUUAUACUUCUGUUUGUGAUUGGAAUUCAUUAGAAUCUUGGUUACUGGAGUUGCAAACACUUCGAGCCAAGCAUGCGGGGAAGAGUUACUGUGGUGCACUAACAACUACUGGUAAUGAAAUUAAUGCAAUUCAUGCCCUGGCACAGUAUGAUGUGGGUGAAUGUCAGGCAGCAUGGGCAUGCCUUGGUUUGACCCCUAAAAGUAGCAGCGAGCUCGCACUUGAUCCCAAAUUGGCCUUGCAAAGAAGUGAGCAGAUGCUUUUACAGGCUAUGCUAUUUCAUAAUGAGGAAAAGGUAGAUAAGGUGCCACAUGAAUUAGUGAAGGCCAGAUCGAUGCUAGAGGAAACAUUGUCUGUUCUGCCACUGGAUGGGUUAGAAGAGGCAGCUGCAUAUGCUACUCAGUCCCACUGCAUCUUUGCAUUUGAGGAAUUUUACAUGAUUAAAAGUAGCCAGGAUAAGCCCAGGCCUUUUCAAUCCGUGUUAAGCUCAUAUGUGCAGCCAGAAAUAGGCAGAGUUCAUCAAGACUGUGACCCUUGGUUAAAAGUUCUUCGUGUUUAUCGAACCAUUUCUCCUGUUUCUCCUGCUACUCUAAAGCUCUGUAUGAACUUGUUGAUUUUGGCCCGUAAAAGAAGAAACUUACUAUUGGCAAAUCGCUUAAACAGCUAUCUCAAAGAUAAUCUAUUGAGCUGCUCUGAAGAAAGAAACCGGGAGUUUCUCAUCUCAAAUCUUCAAUAUGAGGGUAUCCUGCUAAUGUAUGCUGAAAACAAUGUGGAGGAUGCUUUGACCAACCUGUGGUCUUUUGUAAGUCCUAUCAUGGUUUCUUCACUGUCUAUGAAAUUUGAUGCUGACAAUAGUAUUCUGAAAGCCAAGGCAUGCUUGAAACUCUCAAAAUGGCUUAAAAAGAAGUAUACAGAUUUCAAGCUCGAUGAAAUUGUUGUUAAGAUGCGAUCAGAUUUUGAAAUGGCUAAUUCUUCAUCUCCCAGCAGAGGCAGAUCCUCAUUUGUUGAUGAGGUCAUAAUCUCUAAAGCACCUCUGGGUCCUAUUGUUGAGGAACUUGUUGGUACAGCUACAAAGUUGUCCACUCAUCUAUGCCCUACUAUGGGUAAGUCCUGGAUUUCUUAUGCCUCUUGGUGUUUCAGACAAGCCAGACAAUCUCUUUUAACCCCACAUGAAAAUACUCUUUGCUCAUGCUCAUUUUCCCCAUACCUUGUUCAUGAAGUUUUACCUGAGAGAUUCAAGCUAACUGAAGAUGAGGUCAGAAAAGUGGAAUCUUUGAUUUUAGCACAUUUCCAAAAUAAGGAUGAUGCAGAUUUCACUGCUGAACAGGGAGUUGAUUCUGCUGGGAAUGACAACAUUGUGAUGGCAUUAAAGUUGCAAGUGGUGAAUAUUAUUGAAACUGUUUCUGGGGCACCUGGUGUUGAAGACUCAAGUGAAGAUUGCCUUUCUGCUGCUCUAGUUUCUCAGUUGAAGACAUGCUUCCUUCAAGCCAAUAUUGGCGUGAAUGAAACCAACAUUUUUCCCGUAAUCAAUGAGUUAGAAUCCAUGUGGUGGUCCUUGAGGAGGAGGAGAGUGUCCCUCUUUGGCCAUGCAGCUCAAGGAUAUAUACAGUAUCUUUCAUAUUCAUCUGCCAAAAUUAGCAAUAGUGGUUUGGCUGACUCUAGUUCUGAGCCUCUGAAACAAAAAACUGGCAGCUAUACGCUGAGGGCCACUUUGUACGUCCUGCAUAUUCUUCUCAAUUAUGGAGCUGAGUUGAAAGAUACACUUGAACCUGUUCUUUCAACAGUUCCUUUGUCACCAUGGCAGGAGGUUACCCCCCAAUUAUUUGCUCGGUUAAGUUCUCAUCCUGAGCAAGUGGUACGAAAGCAGUUAGAGGGUUUAUUAAUGAUGCUGGCCAAACAAUCUCCUUGGUCCAUAGUGUACCCAACAUUAGUUGAUGUGAAUGCUUACGAAGAGAAGCCUUCAGAGGAGCUCCAACACAUACUUGGUUGUUUGAGUGAACUAUACCCAAGAUUGAUUCAGGAUGUGCAGCUCGUGAUAAAUGAGCUAGGGAAUGUAACUGUUCUUUGGGAGGAGCUAUGGCUCAGCACACUCCAAGAUCUGCACACAGAUGUGACGAGGCGAAUAAAUGUACUGAAGGAGGAAGCUGCACGAAUUGCAGAAAAUAUUACUCUUAGCCAGAGUGAGAAGAACAAGAUAAAUGCUGCUAAAUACUCAGCUAUGAUGGCUCCUAUUGUUGUGGCCUUAGAACGUCGUCUAUCUUCUACAUCACGGAAACCUGAAACACCUCAUGAGGUAUGGUUCCAUGAGGAGUAUAAAGAUCGUUUGAAAUCAGCCAUCAUAGCCUUCAAGAUGCCUCCAGCAUCUGCUACAGCACUUGGAGAUGCAUGGCGUCCAUUUGAUACCAUUGCUUCCUCCUUAGCAUCUUAUCAAAGGAAGUCAUCAAUUUGUUUAAAAGAAGUUGCACCACAAUUGGCUCUACUGUCAUCAUCUGAUGUUCCAAUGCCAGGUCUUGAAAAGCAAGAUACAGUCUCUGAACCUGACAGAGGAUUAAGUGCUGAUCUCCAAGGAAUUGUUACCAUUGCUUCGUUCUCUGAGGAUGUGGCUAUCAUAUCAACCAAGACUAAGCCUAAGAAACUUGCCAUUCUUGGGUCUGAUGGUCAAAAAUACACAUAUCUUUUGAAAGGCCGGGAAGACCUGCGGCUUGAUGCCAGAAUCAUGCAACUUUUGCAAGCUAUAAACGGUUUCCUGCAUUCCUCAGUGGCAACUCAUAGUCACUUUCUUGGUGUCCGCUAUUAUUCUGUGACUCCAAUUAGUGGCCGGGCUGGUCUUAUCCAGUGGGUGGGUAAUGUGAUUAGUAUUUACAGUGUCUUUAAGUCUUGGCAAACCCGCAUCCAACUGGCACAGCUCUCAGCAGUAAGUGGUGGUAAUUCAAAAGGCUCUGCUCCUCCAGCUAUUCCCCGACCUAGUGAUAUGUUUUAUGGUAAAAUCAUUCCAGCACUGAAAGAGAAAGGGAUAAGGAGAGUAAUUUCACGAAGAGACUGGCCUCAUGAGGUGAAGCGUAAAGUUCUUAUGGAUCUUAUGAAGGAGACUCCUAGACAGCUUCUCUAUCAAGAACUUUGGUGUGCUAGUGAAGGAUUCAAAUCCUUCAGUUCGAAACAGAAAAGGUUUUCUGGAAGUGUUGCUGCCAUGAGCAUGGUGGGCCACAUUCUUGGCCUUGGGGAUAGACACUUGGAUAAUAUCCUCAUGGAUUUUUGUAGUGGUGAUAUGGUACAUAUCGAUUACAAUGUUUGUUUUGAUAAAGGGCAGAGAUUAAAAAUUCCGGAAAUCGUACCCUUCCGCCUUACACAGACCAUUGAAGCAGCAUUAGGGAUGACUGGAGUAGAAGGUACCUUUAGGUCAAACUGUGAAUCAGUCAUUGGUGUUUUGAAGAAGAACAAAGACGUACUUUUGAUGUUAAUGGAAGUGUUUGUUUGGGACCCCCUGGUGGAAUGGACACGAGGAGAUUUUCAUGAUGACGCUGCAAUUGGCGGUGAAGAAAGAAAGGGCAUGGAGUUGGCUGUCAGUCUGAGUUUAUUCGCAUCUCGUGUGCAGGAAAUACGUGUCCCGUUACAGGAACAUCAUGAUCUUUUACUGUCUACUUUACCAGCUGUUGAAUCUGCUCUUGAGAGGUUUGCCGAUGUUCUAAGCCAGUAUGAACUUGCAUCUACACUCUUCUAUCGAGCUGAUCAAGAGAGAUCUAACCUAAUUUUGCACGAGACAACUGCGAAGUCAAUUGUUUCUGACGCAACUGUCAAUUUAGAAAAAACUCGUGCCUUGUUUGAAGUUCAGGCUCGAGAAUUUGCGCAAGCGAAGGCCUUGGUAGCUGAGAAAUCUCAAGAGGCAGCAACCUGGAUGGAACAACACGGAAGGAUCCUUGAUGCUUUACGUAGCAAUUUAAUUCAAGAAGUAAGUGCCUUCUUAAAGCUUAGUAGCAUGCAGGAUAAUUUGUCUCUGACAUCUGCAGUGCUGGUGGCUGGGGUUCCACUGACCAUUGUUCCUGAGCCUACACAAGCACAGUGCUACGAUAUAGAUAGGGAGGUUGCUCAGCUAGUCUCUGAAUUAGAUGAUGGACUCUCUUCUGCCACAGCCGCUCUUGAAGUAUAUUCUUUGGCUUUGCAAAGAAUUUUGCCAUUAAAUUACACUACAACAAGUGCAGUUAAUGGUUGGUCGCAGAUUUUGCAGUUAUCUGUUGGGGCUCUUUCCUCUGAUAUUCUCUCUCUUGCUAGAAUACAGGGUUCUGAUCUUAUUUCCAAAGGGCAUGGAGAGAAUUUUGAUUCUAUCAAACACAUUCAUGAUAAUCUGUGCCGUAGAGUGGAGAAUUAUUCCCGAGAGAUAGAAGAGCUUGAACAGGAGUGUGCUGAGCUAGUGCACUCUAUUGGCUCUGAGACCGAAUCACAGGCAAAGGAUCGACUUUUUUCUGCUUUUAUGAAAUACAUGCAAUCUGCCGGUAUUGCAAAGGAAGAAGAUGCUAUUUUGUCCGUCCAAUUUGGGCAAUCAAAGUAUGAUGUGAAUGAUACAAAAGGUGCUAGAUUGCAAGGGGAGCUGAGUGAGAAAAAGGAGAAAGUCUUAUAUGUCUUAAAUACAGCUGCGAGUUAUCUGUAUAAUGAGGUAAAGCUCAAGGUGCUCAAUAUAUUCAGUCACUCAACUGUACAAAGAACUGCUACAAAUCAGAUUCAUUACGAAUUUGAAACUAUUUUCUCUGGAUUUGAAGAGCAAGUUGAGAAGUGUAUACUUUUAGCAGGGCUUCUUUACGAGUUACAGCAAUUAAUUGAUAGAGAUGUUCUUACUGCUGACACAGAGGGCCAUCCAGGCUAUGGUUCUGAUCGAAAUUGGGCUGCCAUUUUUAAAACCAGUUUACUAUCCUUCAAGAGCUUGAUUGGGCAAAUGACCGAAGCUGUUCUUCCAGAUGUAAUAAGAUCUGCGGUUUCACUGAAUCCAGAAGUCAUGGAUGCAUUUGGAGUGAUCUCCCAGAUUCGGGGUUCAAUUGAUACGAUACUCGAGCAAUUUAUUGAGGUAGAGAUGGAGAGGGCAUCUUUAGUUGAAUUGGAACAGAACUACUUUUUUAGGGUUGGCCUCAUUACUGAGCAGCAGUUGGUUCUUGAAGAAGCUGCUAUGAAAGGUAGGGAUCAUCUCUCAUGGGAAGAGGCAGAGGAGCUGGCCUCCCAAGAAGAAGCUUGUAGGGCACAGCUAGACCAACUCCACCAAACUUGGAACCAGAGAGAUUUGCGCACUUCUGCCCUCAUGAGAAGAGAAUCUGAUAUAAAGAAUGCCCUGACUACUUCUGCACAUCAUUUUCAGUCUCUAGUUGGUGCCAAAGAUGAAAGAGAACUGCAUGCCUCAAAAAGCAAGGUGCUACUGACCCUGCUUGUUCAGCCCUUUUCUGAGUUGGAAGCAAUUGAUAAGUUAUUGUCAUCAAUUGGAGGCUCUAAUACUUCACACUCAAAUGAGGUUCCUAAUUUAAGAGAUUUAUUGACUACAGGGUAUCCAAUAUCUGAAUACGUUUGGAAGCUUGGCAGUGUAUUAAAUCCGCAUUCUUUCUUUGUUUGGAAAAUUGGUGUCCUUGAUUCUUUUCUUGAUUCAUGUAUGAAUGAUGUAGCUUCAUAUAUGGAUCAAACUUUAGCAUUUGACCAGCUCUUCAAUGUUGUUAAGAGAAAGCUUGAAAUGCAGCUUCAAGUACAUUUUUGUAGAUACCUGAAAGAACGAGUUGGUCCUAGUUUAUUGGCUAGCUUAGAUAAAGAAAUUGAGCAUCUCAAGCAACUGACUCACGGUACAAAGGAGGUUGCUCUUGAUAUUGUAAAGAAAGACGUUGGGGCCCUGGAAAAAGUUCAACUUAUGCUCGAGGAAUUCUGCAAUGCACAUGAAACUGCCAGAGCAGCAAAGGUAGCAGUAUCUGUUAUGAAAAGGCAGGUGAACGAAUUCAGAGAAGCUCUAUGCAAGACUGGCCUGGAGAUUGCUCAGAUGGAAUGGAUGCAUGAUGCUACUUUGAUUCCUUCAUAUAGUAGUAGGGUCAUGUUUCAUAGAUUUCUUGGUGGUGAUGAUAGCUUGCAUCCUAUUCUCUUGAACCUUAGCAGACCUAAUAUGCUGGAAAGCUUACAGACUUCUGUGUCGAAGAUAGCCAGGUCUAUAGAGUCGCUCCAAGCAUGUGAACGAAGUUCCCUUACAGCCGAAGGGCAGCUUGAGAGAGCAAUGGGGUGGGCCUGUGGUGGCCCAAAUACCAGUGCAGCUGGAAAUGGCUCAAGCAAAACUUCUGGAAUUCCUCCUGAGUUUCAUGACCAUCUCACAAAGCGACGACAACUGCUGUGGCAAGCUAAAGAAAAGGCAUCAGAUAUUGUAAAGAUUUGUAUGUCUGUAUUGGAGUUUGAGGCAUCACGAGAUGGCCUUUUCCAGUCUCCAGGAGAGAUCUACCCAACCAGGACUGGUGGUGAUGGUAGGACAUGGCAGCAAGGUUACUUAAAUGCGCUAAAAAGAUUGGACAUCACUUACCACUCUUUUGCUCGCACUGAACAAGAAUGGAAGCUUGCACAAAGCACAAUGGAAACUGCUUCCAGUGGAUUGUCUUCUACUACCAAUGAACUUAGUCUUGCAUCUCUGAAAGCAAAGUCAGCUUCAGGUGAUUUACAAAGCACGGUUCUUGCAAUGAGGGAUUGUGCAUGCGAGGCCAGUGUGGCACUAACGGCAUAUGCUGGUGUGUCAAAUCGUCAUUCUACUUUGACUUCUGAAUGCGGUUUCAUGCUUGAAGAGGUCCUUGCAAUAACGGAAGAUCUACAUGAUGUUCACAGUCUAGGAAAGGAGGCUGCUGCAGUUCACUGUUCUCUUGUGGAAGACCUUUCAAAGGCAAAUGCAAUUCUUCUUCCACUGGAAACAGUAUUGUCCAAGGAUGUAGCUGCUAUGACUGAUGCAAUAUGUAGGGAAAAAGAGACUAAGAUGGAAAUAUCUCCUAUUCAUGGCCAAGCCAUAUACCAGUCCUAUUCUUUAAAAAUCAGGGAGGCUUGUCAGAUCUUAGAUCCCUUGGUGCCCUCACUUACGUCAUCUGUGAAGGGGCUUUAUUCUAUGUUGACCAGGCUUGCACGAACUGCAAGUCUCCAUGCUGGGAAUCUUCAUAAAGCUCUUGAAGGACUAGGGGAAAGCCAGGAAAUUGAAUCUCCAGUGACUGAUGUAUCAAGGCCAGAUCUUGCUGCUGAUGCUUCUGAGUUUGAUGACAAGGAGACAGAGAAUCUCUCCAUAUCAAAUGGUGAAAGCACCAAAGAUUUCAUUGUCGUUGGACUUCCUUUGGAAGAUAAAGGAUGGUUAUCACCACCAGAUAGUAUAUGCAGUUGUAGUGCAGAUUCUGGCAUUACUUCGGCGGAAUUGAGUCUUCCAGGUAGCAUCAAUGAUCAAGAAGAUAUGAAGCAACUGCUUUUGCUUGGAGCUAGUAGCAGAGAUUCUACAGAUUUUCAAAAUACCACACCUUACUCUCAAGUUGAUAGGCAAGAUAUGUUGAAUUCUCCGCACAGAUCAAAUUAUACAGAAUCUGAUAACAUUCAUAUUGGCUCUCUUAAGUCAACACCUAGUGCCCUACAUGAAUAUCCGUUGGCUCUGGCAUCACAGACUGAUGUCCCUAUCAGUGUCUUUCCGGAUACUUCACAUCCUUUAAAUGAGAAUAGAGAGGUGGUGUUUGGUGGUAAAGAUGAAAUUUCCUCACCAAACAAGGUUAUAAUCAAAGAUGAAACUCGUGACUCUACACAUGUUUCUAGUCGAGCGAGAAGAGGUAAAAACCCUUAUGCGAUGUCAAUCUUAAGACGAGUUGAGAUGAAACUAGAUGGUCGAGAUAUAUCUGAUGACAGAGAGUUUAGUAUCUCCGAACAAGUGGACUAUCUGCUAAAGCAAGCCACUAGUGUAGACAAUCUUUGCAACAUGUACGAAGGUUGGACACCUUGGAUUUGAACUUUUGAAGCUGCUGCCUCUAUAUGUACGCAGUGGAUUAAUCAUGAGUGGGAUUGAUUAAUUCAUUUUUGCCUUGCGAAAUCAGUUAAUUGAAAAUGGAGCCUUUUACACUGGGCAAGGCAUUAAUUGCUUCAGCAAUCCCAUCUCUGUUGGCUUUGUUUCUCCCGAUCAAUUAAAUGAGCCAUGGUGAUUAUUUCGGAACAAAAUUGGCCGUUUGUGUCUAAUAGCUGCAGUUAUUGAUUAUCUGGUUCAUUAGACCUUUGCCCUAUCUACAAUGGCCAGCUGUGUCUUUAGUGAAGGAUAACUCGAAAGUUUUCGAGUGUUACCUGCCUCUAAACUGUGAUGACCUGGUUGAGAUUAUGCAUGUCACGUGAAGCAGUGGAGUCAUUUCUUAUUUGGUGGUUGCUAAGCCUGUCUUCACUGGUUUAUAAAGAUGGACAACUUUUCAGACACCAUUUUGGCGCACUGGCAGGAGAAUGCCAUUUGAAGCAAUUCGAAGAAGCUUUGGGUUUUAACAGCAAGCUAGCCUGAUGUGGCGCAGUUCAACUGCGGUAAAUUUCAGUAAAGAGUAUGUACAGACCACAUGCUAGCCUGCUGCCGCUGCCAACAAGAACUGUGUCACAAGUUUACUACCGAUGUGAGUGUGCAGUCAGCUCAAUUUUGCACAGGUUGUAUUUGGUUUAGAAGAUCAAGAUCUUACGUCACAUGCAGUAUAUUUGGUAUCAAACAUUCAUUAUAAUAAAUCUUAGUUUUGUUACGACAAAGGUCUUCCUUUUUGGUCUGGGACUCUGGUUGUUUGAUACUGGCUGGAAAAAAGUUCAACAUUUUGGCCUUUUUCACUGGUCAGUAUAUCAUUGUGGAUGUUUCUCGCCAUGGCAUGAAAAGUUUAUUUCAUUUUCUCAUGACUGCUGUAAUAAGUUAAAGUUUGUGGCAUUCUUAUCAAAGAGAUCAAUAGCUAAAUAAGUUGUGAUGACAUCUGAGCCAAAUUUAAUUUGGUAUUAAGUUCUGUGAUAUGCCUUAUAAUGUUUUACAUUCAUGUUAAUGUAAACGGAUUUCAGCUACUCCGAUGCUG